This is a messenger RNA of Neogale vison (American mink), 7386 nucleotides long. It is a transcript of the gene HMGCR, whose product is annotated as 3-hydroxy-3-methylglutaryl-CoA reductase. Gene Ontology annotation, biological process: sterol biosynthetic process; isoprenoid biosynthetic process; coenzyme A metabolic process. NCBI's taxonomy places the organism in Eukaryota, Metazoa, Chordata, Mammalia, Carnivora, Mustelidae. The coding region runs from base 129 to 2822 and encodes 897 amino acids. Gene Ontology annotation, cellular component: endoplasmic reticulum membrane; peroxisomal membrane. The transcript has 20 exons. Gene Ontology annotation, molecular function: NADP binding; hydroxymethylglutaryl-CoA reductase (NADPH) activity; protein binding. The record is from RefSeq and is a predicted model, not a curated record.
CGAGGGAAGGACAGAGAGAAGGCAGAAGACACAGUAGAGGCGCAUUUCAGAAUCGACUGUUGUGAGACUAGCGCUCCACGCAGAAGCACUGUGCUGAGGGGCGCCAGUGACUGGACCUAUCUAUACGCAUGGGAUCCAAGAAUUCUGUAGCUACAAUGUUGUCAAGACUUUUCCGAAUGCACGGCCUUUUUGUGGCCUCCCACCCCUGGGAAGUCAUAGUGGGGACAGUGACACUGACCAUCUGUAUGAUGUCCAUGAACAUGUUUACUGGUAACGAUAAGAUCUGUGGUUGGAAUUAUGAGUGUCCAAAAUUUGAAGAGGAUGUGUUAAGCAGUGACAUUAUAAUUCUGACAAUAACACGAUGCAUAGCAAUCCUGUAUAUUUACUUCCAGUUCCAGAAUUUACGUCAACUUGGAUCAAAAUAUAUUUUGGGUAUUGCUGGCCUCUUCACAAUUUUCUCAAGUUUUGUAUUCAGUACAGUUGUCAUUCAUUUCUUAGAUAAAGAAUUGACAGGCUUGAAUGAAGCUUUGCCCUUUUUCCUACUUUUGAUUGACCUUUCUAGAGCAAGCGCUCUAGCAAAGUUUGCCCUCAGUUCCAGCUCACAGGAUGAAGUGCGGGAAAACAUCGCUCGUGGAAUGGCAAUUUUAGGUCCCACGUUCACCCUUGAUGCUCUUGUAGAAUGUCUGGUGAUUGGAGUUGGUACCAUGUCAGGGGUGCGUCAACUUGAAAUUAUGUGCUGCUUCGGCUGCAUGUCAGUUCUUGCCAACUACUUUGUGUUCAUGACUUUUUUCCCAGCUUGUGUUUCCUUGGUUUUAGAGCUUUCUCGGGAAAGCCGCGAGGGUCGUCCAAUUUGGCAACUGAGCCAUUUUGCUCGAGUUUUAGAAGAGGAAGAAAAUAAACCAAAUCCUGUUACUCAGAGAGUUAAGAUGAUUAUGUCUCUAGGCUUGGUUCUUGUUCACGCCCAUAGUCGCUGGAUAGCUGAUCCUUCUCCUCAAAACAGUACGGCAGAAAAUUCUAAAGUUUCUUUAGGUUUGGAUGAAAAUGUGUCCAAGAGAAUUGAACCAAGUGUUUCCCUCUGGCAGUUUUAUCUCUCUAAAAUGAUCAGCAUGGAUAUUGAACAAGUUAUUACCCUAAGUUUAGCUCUCCUUCUGGCUGUCAAGUACAUCUUCUUUGAACAAGCUGAGACAGAAUCUACACUCUCAUUAAAAAACCCUAUCACAUCUCCUGUAGUGACUCCCAAAAAAGUCCCAGAUGAUUGUUGUAGACGUGAACCUAUACUGGUCAGAAAUAGCCAGAAAGUCCAUACAGCUGAGGAGAAAACAAGAAUAAACAGAGAAAGAAAAGUUGAGGUCAUAAAACCCUUAGUGGCAGAAACUGACACUCCAAACAGAGCUACGUUUGUGGUUGGUAACUCCUCCUUACUUGAUACUUCGCUGGAACUAGAGACACAGGAACCUGAAAUUGAACUCCCUGUGGAGCCUCGGCCUAAUGAAGAAUGUCUACAGAUACUUGGGAAUGCAGAGAAAGGUGCAAAAUUCCUUAGUGAUGCUGAGAUCAUCCAGUUAGUCAAUGCUAAGCAUAUCCCAGCUUACAAAUUGGAAACUCUGAUGGAAACUCAUGAACGAGGUGUAUCCAUUCGCCGACAGUUACUUUCCCGAAAACUUCCAGAGCCUUCUUCUCUCCAGUAUCUACCAUACAGGGACUAUAAUUACUCCUUGGUGAUGGGAGCCUGUUGUGAGAAUGUUAUUGGAUAUAUGCCCAUCCCUGUUGGAGUGGCAGGACCUCUGUGCUUGGAUGGAAAGGAAUUUCAGGUUCCAAUGGCAACAACAGAAGGGUGCCUUGUGGCCAGUACUAAUAGAGGCUGCAGAGCAAUAGGUCUUGGUGGAGGUGCCAGCAGUCGAAUCCUCGCAGAUGGGAUGACUCGAGGCCCUGUGGUGCGUCUUCCCCGUGCUUGUGACUCUGCAGAAGUGAAGGCCUGGCUUGAGACACCUGAAGGAUUCACAGUGAUAAAGGAGGCUUUUGAUAGCACCAGCAGGUUUGCACGUCUGCAGAAACUUCAAAUGACUAUGGCUGGUCGCAAUCUUUAUAUUCGUUUCCAGUCCAGGUCAGGUGAUGCCAUGGGGAUGAACAUGAUUUCAAAGGGCACAGAAAAGGCACUUUCAAAGCUUCAUGAGUAUUUCCCUGAAAUGCAGAUUCUAGCAGUUAGCGGUAACUACUGUACUGACAAGAAACCUGCUGCUAUAAAUUGGAUAGAGGGAAGAGGAAAGUCUGUGGUUUGUGAAGCUGUCAUUCCAGCCAAGGUUGUCAGAGAAGUAUUAAAGACUACUACAGAAGCUAUGAUUGAGGUCAACAUUAAUAAGAACCUGGUGGGCUCUGCCAUGGCCGGGAGCAUUGGAGGCUACAAUGCCCAUGCGGCGAACAUUGUAACUGCCAUCUACAUUGCCUGUGGACAGGAUGCAGCACAAAAUGUUGGUAGUUCAAACUGUAUUACUUUAAUGGAAGCAAGUGGUCCCACAAAUGAAGAUUUGUACAUCAGUUGCACCAUGCCAUCUAUAGAGAUUGGAACUGUGGGUGGUGGGACCAACCUGCUCCCUCAGCAAGCCUGUUUGCAGAUGCUAGGUGUCCAAGGAGCAUGCAAAGACAAUCCUGGGGAGAAUGCCCGGCAGCUUGCCAGGAUCGUGUGUGGUACAGUAAUGGCUGGGGAACUGUCACUGAUGGCCGCAUUGGCAGCUGGACAUCUUGUCAAAAGUCACAUGAUUCACAACAGGUCAAAGAUAAAUUUACAAGACCUCCAGGGAACUUCCACUAAGAAGGCUGCUUGAACAGCCUGACUGCUCUGAACUGAAACAUGGGCAUUGGGUUUUAAAGGACUAACAUAAAAUCUGUGAAUUAAAAAGCUCAAUGCGGUGGUAUGUUGAGGAUGAAUAAUAUGAUCUAUGAGACAACGACUGCUUGGUGUUUUGCUGUUUCAGAAAGGUCUGAGAUCCUUCUUUCCACGCAGAUUUCUCAGAUCUAAAAAUAGUGUAAUACUUUACAUGCUGUGCAUUCUGGAAGGAUCUCAACAAGAAUACCAUACUUUAAAGCGUCACAGAUGGUAAUCUACAGCUCACUUCUGAAAGAGAAUACAAGCUGGAAAAAAGUGUUUUCUUUUGAUGAAAUCUAUGGAGUUGGUGAUGAUCAGUGUGAGAUUGACCCUCCUCUCCAUCCUCCCUUCCCCUCUGGUUGAAAAUGGAUUUUUAAAUUAUACUGUAGCUGACAAACUGAUUUCAUAGUUAAUUUAUUAAGUCUGGGUUAUAGGACUUUAAGAGAUAAGAGCUAAGUUUAUUUUUUUGUAAACUAAUACUUCAUUUGGUGCUGGUCUAUUUUGAUUUCUCUUUGGGGUAGCCAUUGUGAUUCUUCAGAAGGGGACCUCCUUUCUUCAAGGGAAGAAUUACUCUUAUUCCCAAACUACUGAAUUAUGUGCUAAGCAGUGCUAAAUCAUUCUAUCAAGAAAACAAAUCACUGCAUUAAUCUCUGCAGGCUAUUUGUUCAGAGAGGCCUUUUGUCAAUAAAUGUUUGUCUAGAUUGCUAGAACGCAUCUUCUAGCAUAAGACUUUAAGGAACAGAGUUUUGCAUUCUUUGUUAAAGAUACAAGAGCUCUUUAUGUUGCUUAGACAAAGGUGACUCUCUAUAUCAAGAACUUGUAAGUCUGUGACCUCUCAGAACUCAGAGGGUGGAAAACAGGUUGGAAAGAAAAAUACCAUUUCUCUAAGCCAACUUUAAUUACUUAAAAGACAAUUAAAUUUAUUUAGUGGAAAAAUCUAAGUGUUUUGUAAAGAACUGUUAUCAAAUCUGUAUAUGUUGUAAUAAAGCUUCUUCUGCUAGGAGUUCAUUGAAAGUGUUAAGAAAUAAAUAAAAAUCAACUUGUAUAUGGAUAAAACAUUCUAAACUUGGGCCAGAGAAGACAGUGUUUUUUAAUGUUGUCCAAGAAACCCUGGCUUGCUCAUUGAGCUGGCUGAAAGGGAAAUCAGCUUUCAGAGCCAGUGAAGGUGCCACAUGAAUGGCCCCAGAGGAGUGAGCUUCAUUCCUACGGCCAGGAGGUUGGUGACUGAAACAUUUACAUGGGGCUCCUUGAUAGACCCAUAAAAGUUCUUAGCUUCCUCAGCAGAGUUGUUGAAUUUUAAUUUUUUUCUUAAUGUACAAAUUUUGUAUAAAUAAUAAAGAACUCCUUAUUUUAUAUUACAUUUAAUGCUUCAAGUGUUAGUCUUGGAGAGAGAAGAUGGACUCUGAAGAACAUUCCAGUAAUGCUGUGGCAGCAUGGAGAGCCUCUGAGUGAUUGUGUCUGCAGUACUGUUGUGGAAGAUUGAUCUUUGCUGUUGGGAUGUAAAGUUUAAAUUGCUUCUCUUGUGACUUUCAGCCAGUGACUUAUUUAUCCAAACUUUUCAUGGAAGUGGCAGUGAAAAGUGUGAGUCUUCAUUCUGGUGACUGUAAUCAAUAUCGUCUCACUAAAUUAAUGUUUUGUAUAAAGACUAAAUUGUAUACAUUUUGUUAUACUUUUUGCCUAGUUCCAGUAAAUUAUGAAAAGAAAGUUAAUGCUGAGCAGUGUAAACAGUAACCUUUUCUUGUUUGGAUUAAUCCUUGGCCCGAGGCCCUGGAAGCUUGAAAUCAAGUCUCACUAGAAUGGUAACCUAAUAAUUCCUGCUAGGUGUCCUAUGACCCUUUAUCAUUUUCCGUUAUGUGCUCCAGUUCCUCCGACAUUAAUGGCAGGCCAGUUUUGUAUGCGUAUUAAAGUAUUUUAUACUUUAGAGAAUUUGAUUAGUUCAGCUUUAUCUCAUCUCAACUGGACUACUUUUGGGUAUUUGGGCAUGAGGCUUAGUUGAGAGGAAAAGGGCACAAAGACCCGGCAGCCAAAACCAAAUGGGAUUGUAUGCUGAAGCUGUAACAGCUUACUUGGGGAAUAAAUCUUAGUAUAGCUGAAGUUGGCCUCUUUAAAGGCUGAUUGCUGUUUUUUUGCUGUUUACUUGCAGUUGUUGACUGCCCUCUGCUAUAGGGAGAAAGUGAAAGGUGUGUUUGAACCACUUAAGAACCAAGACCCAGAUACUAGAAAAUCAGUUUGAAUUUUUCUCCUGAAAUGACAAGUGAUCACUUGUAUGAUCAGCCCCUUCCAGAGAGGAGCAGGCCGGACAGGUGACAGUGGAGAGUUUUCAUGCCCUUUUCUGCUUGGGGGAUCUGAUGAGCAGUGGGACACCUAUGGCAGGACAUGAUUUUUCUUCAUCUUAGGGGAGGAUAGAGAACUACAUUUAAGGGAAUGUCUCAUAUUGAAGGACCCGCAUUCAAACGAGAGGACACAGAACAGCAAAACACAUCACUACAAAUCCAUUGUGUACAUGAGGUUAAAAUAAGAGCAGUAAAUUCAUUUUAGAAUUUUUUUUUUAAAGACUAGGGUUUUUCAAAAACUAUCUGCUAUAGUUUUCAAGUCAAGGAUAAGACUUGAAUUUAUUAAUAAUUAACUUGACCCAGUUAGCAAAAAUAAUUAACAAAGUCUGCACUGGAAGCUGAGAGGAUCACAAAUGAUUUAGUUUACAAUUACAUUUUAGCAGAUUACUUGUUCAUUGUGAUGUACAUGGAACAUGCCACCCCCUUUUUUCUUCUUUUCCCCUGAGCAAGUUUGAGAGCCACUGAUGGAGGCACGGGCACUCUUAUGUCAGGAGGGUGAGAAAUUAUCAAGCAGCUCCUCCCGAAGGCCAAUAGAAAAGCCUUGUGCUAACAGCUGGAUUUAGGAAGUAGAACACAGGAGUGGUCUAAUCCAGUGGUUUUCCCACUUGAGUGUGCAGUGCACACACCUGGAGGACUUGUCAGAACAGGUUGCUGGGCUCCUCCCCCAGGGUUUUCAUUCCCUUGGACUGGGCUGAGCUGGGCCAGGACAUGAGCAGUUCUAUUAAGCCCCUUCAGCUGCUCUAACAGUUUCGGAUUUUAGUACGAGAUGCCUGGCAUUCCUGUAAAUGAGGGUAUUAGAAAAUUGUUUAUUCAGAACCAUACAGUUGGGGGAAACAACAAUGGAGGGACCAAGUACUGGUUAAUAAGAAUCAGAAUUGGUCCUAGAGAUUAAGAGAGUCAAUAUAACAACUAACCUACUAGAAAGUGUUAUUUGGAUUUGGUGACCCCCCAAAGUCUCCACAUCUUCAGUUUUAGCAGCCUGUUCCCCUCACUCUCCUAUCCCUUGGUUCCUGCUCUCUCUCCAAAAGGGCCAAGUGAGAGUGGGGGAAAAUGACAACAGGUGAGCCUAUUUUUAAAGAGGUUUGCAACUACCACUAUCUCCUCUCUAGCCUCACCUCACUGGCCUUGUAGCCCCAAAGUUUGACUUCUUUGUAGUUUUACUCUCAGGAUUGCAGCCCUGGAGCAAGAUUUCUCAGGCAAGAAGCUGAUUUGAUAGACCAUUCCAGCUGGUGAAUUCUGAAGCCAGUUGACAAGCAAGCAUAAAUGGAGAAGAGCCUUGUGCCAGCGGCCAAGACAGAGUACCUCAUCUGUGUUGUUGAGGAAAUCUUAGGAAAAAAGCAUAAAGAAGCAGUCAAAUUAGAAAGGCUGUAAUCAGUUACGUUAUGUUGAUUAUGGAACUCCUUUGCUUUCCUGUCACUUGAAAUUUGAAAUGGUCCACAGGGUUUAGUAGGUGGGGUGGGGAUAGGAGACAGCUAAGGGAGCAGUUCUGUCUCAGUCUCCAUUUUAAAAUUACCUGGAUUGCAUGUUAGAAGCACUGGACACAAUAAAGCAAACCCAGAGUACUGUUAGCACUACAUAGUGUGUGAAGAAAGAGCCUCCCUUCCCAGCUCUCUCCUGCCCAUGAAGCUCACAAAGGAGCUAAAACACAGGAACCUCUUCCUCCCUGCCCAUUUCACUGUCUGGACUUGGGCUGUAGCCUCAAAGGGCUCUUAGACUAAAACGAUCGAGUUUUAAUGCACUGCCUGCCUUAGUCUUUUCUGGUCUAGGGUAUGUAUAACCCGUGAGAGUUCUACCUCAUUCUUAAACCUUUAUUGCUCUUACGAGCAAAAUGUGCUCAGAUCUGUAUGAGCAGCCCACUCACCUCUGGCCAUCUGGAUGCUCUUACCCACACUACAGUCCUUGGUAAGUAGCAAAAGUUGAAAGUUGGCUUGCUGGUAUGACCUGGAUAAUUGUAAUUUCAAAUGGAAAGCUCUUUGGGAAAGGCCCGUCUUUUAACUUGUUUAGGACAGUGCCUACCUAGGCCAGUAGAUAACACAACUUGAACACUAUCAAAGAAAUUUUUGACACGUUAUCUCUAAUAAAUGUGUAUUUCUUGAUAAAUUAUAUUGAAUUAUGUACAUUGUCAAAGGACUAAGGUGAUUUAAAAUAUAUAUAUAUAUAUACAAAUAAAAACUGGAAAUCUUUUAUGUA